Phytophthora nicotianae INRA-310 is the source of this 2270-nucleotide messenger RNA. RefSeq lists its product as hypothetical. The transcript has a single exon. Gene Ontology annotation, biological process: (1->6)-beta-D-glucan biosynthetic process. The coding region runs from base 31 to 2211 and encodes 726 amino acids. Lineage: Eukaryota; Oomycota; Peronosporomycetes; Peronosporales; Peronosporaceae. Gene Ontology annotation, molecular function: glucosidase activity. The record is from RefSeq and is a predicted model, not a curated record. Gene Ontology annotation, cellular component: plasma membrane; endoplasmic reticulum membrane.
GUUCCGUCACAGUUAGGUACCCACUCAGCCAUGUCACGCGUUGUGACGGUCUUGUCCGUCAUGGCGUCCGCUGCCUAUGGCGCGUCAACCACCACCAAGUCGUAUGAGACCAAAUCGGGCGUUCUACCAUGGGUGGACGUGGAUACGCCCAGUAAGGCGCAGACGCACAAGUCGUCGCGCGGCGAGACGUGGACGCUCAUCAUGAGCGACGAGUUUAACAAGGAAGGACGCAGCUUCGACGCCGGAGAGGACCACCUUUGGACGGCUAUCGACAAGCCGGACGGUGUGAAUGCUGCUCUCGAAAUCUACUAUCCGAAUAUGACAGGAACGGCCUGUGACGACGACGGCCACUGCUACUUUUACAUCGAAUCGGACAUCCACGAGACUAACCUCACAGUCUGGAACGAGUACAUCUCGCCCCCAGGCUUUGAGGACGUGACGUUUUACUACCGGUCUGCUAUGGUUCAGGGUUGGAACAAAUUCUGUUUCCAAGGCGGUCUGGUCACGGUCCGGGCCCAACUACCCGGCGCCGUGACCAAUGCGUCGGGCAACCCGGACAUUGAAUCCGGAUCUACCAGUGUGCGUGCCACUAAUAUCGACUACUACCCGACGUGGCCCGGUAUCUGGCUCAUGGGUAACCUCGGCCGCGCCAUUUUCACGGGUUCCACGGCCCGUAUGUGGCCGUUCUCAUACAAUGAAUGCAACGAGACCAUCUUCGACUCGCAGAACCAACGCAUCAGUGCCUGUGACGACAACCCGGGCUCCGGUAUGAACCCGAACCAGGGUCGUGGAGCACCGGAGAUUGAUAUUCUCGAAGGAGGAGGUACAGCUAUCUCCUCGUCGAUCCAGGUGGGACCGGGUAUGCCCGAUGACUUCCGUAUCAUCGCGGACAACACGUCAGCUUACUGUUUGUACAGCUACGACUGUACCACCGAAGGCGCGAACAACCAGGACGUGCCGACCAAGUAUUACUGGAACUUACGUGGCCACAAGUCGUGGUAUCAGGGACUCCGUUACGCCGCCAAUAACUUGUGCGAUGUAGAGAGUGAGGACGUCCAGAGCUUCGCUACUAUCAACGCGUCGGUGACUAAGGGCAUUACGGAGAACGCGUGCACGAUGGAUUUGUGUCCGGCGUCGUACGACGUGAACGCGGACUUGGGAUUCAAGGACAAUGGAACGGUACACUGGGGAGUCAACACGAACGGCACGUGUUUCCCCAAGCAGAACGCUUACACGGGUGCUUAUCUGUGCAACGCCGGUAACACUGGGUCGAAAUGUACUGAAUCUGGAGGCUCCACGAGCUCGGGAUCGGAGUUCACGUACCAAAUGGACGCUAUUUCUUCCAAUUGGGAAGUGCACAUGGCGGCGUACUUGGACUGGGUUACGUAUUCGCUGGAGUGGGUUACGGGCGACUCUGGUUACAUUCGUUGGGAGGUGGAAGGACAGGUUAUCUUCGAGAUCCCAGCUGAAUCAGUCACUAAUCCGCCUCAGGACACGACACAGAUGAACCCGAAGAAGCUCAUGGUUGAGGAACCAAUGUACUUCAUUUUCAACGUUGCGUUGUCGAGUUCGUGGGGCUCUAAACCGCCCAACGCCGGCUCGAGCGGUUGCUACGGCGACGGCACCGAUGAAAAGACGAACGCUAUCUGCGACGCGUUCCCCAUGUUCAUGAAGAUCGACUACAUUCGCGUGUACCAGGACAUGUCCGCAGGCUCGUCGAUGGCGUACGGAUGCGAUCCGUCCACCCACCCGACCAAGCAGUGGAUUGAGGACCAUAUCGACGACUACCAGGACGACGACAACCUGGUUGUGACAGUAUCGGGUAUGGCGUUCUGCAACUCGGACGACGACUGUACUAUCUCGACUAGUGGGUCCUCGGCGGUGACGACGGGUACGUGCAACUCGGACGGCCGUUGCGAGUGCUCGUCGGACUCGUGGACCGGGCCGCGAUGCACGGAAACGGCUAGCAACGAAGACGGCGACAACCUGUACGGCCCUCCGAUCCUCGUCUCUCUUGUGAUCGCUGGCGUGGUCUGUGUGGCCACCUUCAUUACUGUCCUGUACAAGGUGACGCAAGCCAAGCGCAUCGGCGCCCGUAUGCGCGAUCAAGCACUGAAGAUGGAGCACGCCAAGCAUGUUCAGACCACUGGCAUUGACCCGGUGGACGACGGAAAGAUGGCGAAAGACCCUCACAGCAACAACUCUGUAUAGAUGCUAAGCAAAAAAAGUUUUUUCUUAAUUGUCGAACGAUAAGUUGGAUUUGCCUGCCG